Messenger RNA from Amphiprion ocellaris (clown anemonefish), 1244 nucleotides. It is a transcript of the gene bcl7bb, whose product is annotated as BAF chromatin remodeling complex subunit BCL7B b. The record is from RefSeq and is a predicted model, not a curated record. The transcript is spliced from 6 exons. Lineage: Eukaryota; Metazoa; Chordata; Actinopteri; Pomacentridae. Bases 47 to 658 code for a protein of 203 amino acids.
ACGGAGGACUGGGGCUUGGUCUUGAAGUUUUCAGAUGCAUCUGUAGAUGAAUCAUAACAGCAUCAAGAUGUCGGGACGAUCAGGCCGCGCCGAGACCCGAAGUCGGGCUAAGGACGACAUCAAAAAGGUCCUGGCGGCCAUCGAGAAAGUGCGCAAAUGGGAGAAGAAAUGGGUGACAGUUGGAGACACAUCCUUGCGUAUAUUCAAGUGGGUGCCAGUCACAGAAACAAAGCAGAUAUUUCGCACCAAAUCCACCGGUGGAGAUGUUAGAGGGUUGAAAGAUGUAGUCCUGGAAAACACAAACUCUUUGUUGGAUUUCACUGAUGAAAACAGCAACCAGAGCUUUCUAUCGGAUGUUUACCAGCCUAAAAUGGAUAACAGCAGCAGCACUUCCAGUUCGCAGCAAGUCAGCCCUCCACACACCUCCAGCCUCCGAACUGAAGACUCUCAGCCUCCGAUGCUCGGCCAGGAGAGUGUGGAUGAGCCAGUUCAUUCAGUGCAAGAUGGAGCAGAUGAGCCACCUACUCUCAUCAAGGAGGACCUUCUUUCCUCAGGAGCUGUCCGACGAAGCAACCCAGACGCACAGGAAGAACUGGAUGAAUCAGGAGCACCUCCUUUAAAGAAGAUUUGCACAGGAGAAAAUACUGUUCUGAGAUAGCUUAUUUAUAUCAUUUUGUCAAAAUGCACAUGAUACCUGUCCUGAGUUGUUGUAAGAUUAGCUAAGCUUUUAAAAUUAUUCGGGUUCUCUUCACAUAUUUACGCAAAUAUUACUCAUUACAUUUCAGCUAAUGACAAAAAAAAAUGUAUUUACUGCAUAAUCUUUUUUCAGUUUUAAAGGUCAUUGAAGUCUUCUUGCUUGAAGUGAGUUUUGAAAAGAAUGGAGAUAAUUUUCCUGAUUUUGUACGUAGCAGGCCAUGUGUAUUUCCAUGCACAUGCUGUAAAUGUGUAGUUUCCUGGCAACUGUUUCUAAUUUACUCUAUUCACAGCUGAACAGUUGAACUUUUGCAUGUUUCCAUAUUCUGUUGCUUUUUUUUUAAGCCUUACUGCCCAUGGCUUUAUGCAGAGUGAUGUUUAGAUGUGCCAUUAUGUAUUAAAUAUGAUGCCCUCUCUGGAACAAGGCUUCUUUUGGCUCAUCACAUGCAAGAAUGAAGUGCUUUUUGUAAUCUACAUAGAAUAUAUAAUUUGCCCAUGUUUAUAAUUGAAAACGUUUUGUAUCUCAUAAUAAAUGCUACUUUUCAUUUCAA